GGCGCAUGGAACGCGGAAGCGGCGGAGGGUUUUCCUGCACUUGUCAUCUUUUGUGUUUAUGUUCUUACUGUGGAAGCUGGGGUGGUUUUAGUGGAAGUGAAGUAUGGCUCUUCCACCGCAAUUAAAAUUAAUUCAGCACCAUUUAAGAACCGCACAGGAACAUGAAAACAGAGACCCCGUCGUUGCGUAUUACUGUCGUCUUUAUGCCAUGCAGACAGGGAUGAAACUGGACAGUAAAACUCCAGAAUGUCGAAAGUUCCUUGUUAAACUCAUGGAUCAGCUGGAGAUGAUGAAGAAGGAGCUUAGUACAAAUGAAUCUAUCUCCCAGGAGAUUGUGGGUAAUGCCCACAUUGAAAACUAUGCCUUAAAGAUGUUCCUUUAUGCUGACAAUGAAGAUAGAGCUGGUCGCUUUCACAAGAACAUGAUCAAGUCUUUCUACACUGCAAGCCUUUUGCUUGAUGUGCUCUCUGUGUUUGGCGAGUUGUCAGAAGAGAACAUCCAGCACAGGAAGUAUUCUAGAUGGAAGGCGACCUAUAUUCACAACUGCCUGAAGAACGGUGAGACACCUCAAGCUGGGCCUAUUGGCAUGGAAGGGGAAGCAUAUGAUGAUGAGUUUGGUGCUGAAGGUGGCGGUCCAUCUCCGGCUUCUUUUGAUCCAGUUCAUCCGCAGCCCUCCUUCAGUGUGGGUCCAGCAGACCAAGGCCCAGCAGUCAGUCCCCCCAACUACAACAAUAUCCAGAUUCCUCCUGGCUCCCACGCUCCAGCCAACACUCCUGCAGAUCUCCCACGUCCCUCAGGAGAGGCAGUUAAACCAGUUCCAGCUUCCCGGACCAUGCCACCAGGAGAUCCCUUGCCUGUCAACAACAUCCAAGAUGGUAGUGUGCAUCUGACACCAGAAGACUUUACCCGGGCUCAGAAGUACUGUAAAUAUGCCGGUAGCGCUCUGCAGUAUGAAGACGUGGCUACCGCUGUACAGAAUCUACAAAAAGCCCUUAAACUUCUAACCACUGGCAAAGAAUGAGGGCUUUGUGUGGCCACUUUAUCGCUUAUCUGGCCCUAAUGGACUGUGCAGAGGCUUGAAUCAGAAUGAGCAGUAUCAUGACUAAUGCAUGCAAAUUACUCUUUACUUAUAUGCAGUUACAUUAAAGUCAUAAGUUGUUAGUGAGAUUGUUUAUAAUUCAUGACGAACAGAAGCUUCAUUAUUUUGAAACUUUCAUUCACUAUGCUGUCCUGUUUGUUUUGGUGAAGGGGAUUUGCAGUUAUUUUACAUAUUAACAUCAAAUGAUUCUCUUUCAUUGUUUCAUAGGAUAAUUGCAUUGGCAAUAAAUCUUUUAGUUCUGUUCACUUUUUGACUGGCAUGUUUGUGCUGCUUAUUGCUCUCAUGAGAGAAUGCAUUCAUUUGAGAGCAGUUACUGGAACAUUGGAUUAAGUUAUUAUUUAUAUGAACGAAUGAUUGAACAUAUUUCAAUUGUAUUUUCAUGCUGCUUUUCACUCCCAUGGCUUUGCAUACAUUGAGUUUAUUUAGCGUCACUAAAUCAGUGUCCUUUAGAUAUUUUCUGUUCCAUUUGAAGAGUGGUAGCAGCAGCAAUCAUUAGUAUUCUUCAGAAAAGCAAAUUAAUGAACUGAUUUGUGUUAUAUAUAGUUUGAUUUAUAUGGAUUAUUUCUACAAUUCAAUAAAUGCAAGAAAUAAAUAUGUGAAA
This is a messenger RNA of Trichomycterus rosablanca, 1700 nucleotides long. RefSeq names its product vesicle (multivesicular body) trafficking 1 (gene vta1). The transcript has 8 exons. Gene Ontology annotation, cellular component: multivesicular body. Bases 104 to 1021 code for a protein of 305 amino acids. NCBI's taxonomy places the organism in Eukaryota, Metazoa, Chordata, Actinopteri, Siluriformes, Trichomycteridae. Gene Ontology annotation, biological process: late endosome to vacuole transport via multivesicular body sorting pathway. The record is from RefSeq and is a predicted model, not a curated record.